Seriola aureovittata is the source of this 5771-nucleotide messenger RNA. RefSeq names its product phospholipid phosphatase 6 (gene plpp6). Gene Ontology annotation, molecular function: sphingosine-1-phosphate phosphatase activity. The transcript is spliced from 2 exons. NCBI's taxonomy places the organism in Eukaryota, Metazoa, Chordata, Actinopteri, Carangiformes, Carangidae. The record is from RefSeq and is a predicted model, not a curated record. The coding region runs from base 1508 to 2368 and encodes 286 amino acids.
AAAUAAAUCUUUUAGCGACUUUAUUAAACAAACAUAGUUGCAGAUAUUUAUUUUUAAAAGGCACUAUUAUAUGUACAAACAAAUGCAGGUAAAUACAUAGGUCUACAUUUAUAGAAACGAAUAAAUCAAUUUAUGACAUUUUAAACAUGAAAAAAAACAUCAACAAUCUUGUCCACAGUGUCUCUGAAAAGAAAUUUUUUUUUGUUUUUACAGGUUUUUACCGGUUUUACAGACAGAAUUAUAGGCAGUUUAAAGUUCAACAUGAAACUCGGAUUUAUUUACUAAAAUUGAAGAAGUGAAAGUGAUCUUUACGGUCAGUAUAAUUAUUCUGCAGUUGUUCACGUCCGACUUGUGCUAAGUGCAAAUGUACGUUGACGUUUGUGAUCUCAUUCUUCAUUAGCCAUGCGAUGCAUGUAGCUAUUCAUUAACUUCUUAAUUUGAUUCAUGUUACUUAAUCUGUUACUUUGGGUUUUUUUUUUUUUUACUUAAAUAAUGAUGCAUACUUCUCCAAGCAAGGUCACAUGACUGCUGGGCAGAGAGCAGCAGGAGAACAGAGCUGUGCAUGAAAGCACUCACUCCUCCCUAUAUAGUCCACUAUAUAGUGAAUUUGCUAUUUUGUAGUGCUGUCAAAUUGUAUAGUUAGAAUUAUUGUACCCUAUAUAGUGGACUCAUAGUAGCCUAUCCCAUAUUGCAUCAUAAAAAGUAGUGUACAGCCAGAAACAGUAAAUAUUUAACAGUAGCUGAAAACCCAGCGCUUCUGUUCAGCCACCUCCUCGUUAAAAAGGUCACAUGCCAGUUAAUUGCAAAAAGUGCCUACUUUUUCAAAGGUCAUAACAUAAACCAUAAACCUAAAAUAUCCCGCUAUUCAUGGGAAAGAGCAAGGAAUGUCAGCUUUGGUUUUGUAUACAAUAACUACUUAACUAUUCUUCCUCAGGCAGAGAUUCAGGAGGUUUAUCCAUGAUGAUGUUGUCACGACUCCCCAACACUGGUUAUUAUCAACAUGUGUAUUAUAGUUUAUUUUGAGUCAUACACAGAUACUCUGUCCCCCUCAGAUGGAUUAUAGAACAGGCCCCCAGAGCAGAGCCUCUGUAUGAAUAUGACAAUAAACAUUUCUUAUUAGAAAGUCAAUCAAGCAACAACCAAGAAGAUCAUCUUGACUACAAAGAGACACAAAAUGAAGCAACAAUAAAUUAUGUUUUGUGUCUCUUUGCAAUGCCGUUUAUACACAGUCUAGGGUUAGGUUGGUGCGUUCAAGUGGAAUCUUUCAUACAUGGAGUGAGAGCCAAGAGGAAAAUCGUCACGUGUACAUUUCUAGUAAAACACAAUUUCCCAGGUUGCUUUGCGAUAAGAACAACAAAGAUGGCGAUUCAGCUUGGUGUUCGUAGACGUGAUAUGAAUUGUGAGACGUACAACAGAUGAGCUAAAGGAGCGACAACCGACACAGCACUGCAGAAAAUUUACCACUGCGGUGUAACUACAUCACAGUGAAUCUAGACUGACGGAUAAAAUGCCUUCUCCCAAAGCUAAAAACCCCGGUCGCAGCGGAGGAAGUCCGGUGCUCGGCAGCUCUAACGGCCGUUACGAGUUCAUGUCACUGACGAAGCCGCUGAACCGGUCCUCACCGCCGAGCCUCCUCCAGCGGCAGGGCUCCGACCCGACCACCGCCCGGCUCCGAGCCUCGGAGAGCCCCACUCGGCGCCGGGGCUCCAGCUCCUCCACGGGCUCGGGAAGCGGUCAGGGGCUGCCAGAAGAGGACGGUAUACGGCUCAACCCGUCCUUCAUCCGCGUAGCACUCAGCUCCCUGCUCGCCAUCGACCUGUGGCUGUCCAAGCGGCUGGGGGUGUGUGCCUGCGAGGACUCGUCCUGGGGAAGUGUGCGCCCGUUAAUGAAACUGAUAGAGAUAUCGGGACAUGGCAUCCCCUGGCUGGCUGGCACCGCCUACUGUAUGUACAAGAGUGACAGUGCUGCAGGACAAGAAGUCAUGCUCAACCUCUUAAUGGGCCUGCUGUUGGAUCUGGUCCUGGUUGCCAUUGUUAAAGCAGUGGUGCGUAGGCGUCGGCCCGCACAUAACCGUAUGGACAUGUUCGCCACCUUUUCUGUGGAUCGCUACUCCUUUCCUUCCGGCCAUGCCACCCGUGCCGCCAUGUGCGGGCGGUUCCUGCUGGCUCACCUCGUGCUUGCGGCCCCGCUGAGGGUCCUCGUCCUGCUCUGGGCCGGCCUGGUCGGGCUGAGCCGAGUGCUGCUGGGCAGGCACAACGUGACUGAUGUGAUGUUUGGGUUCUGGAUGGGGUAUUGGCAGUACAACCUGGUGGAGAUGCUGUGGCUCUCACCUCAAACCCUGCAAGGGCUGCUGGGACAGUUAGCUUAACAUGAAGGACUGAAGAAGGAGGAAAUAUGAGCGCUUGCACAGCUUUUCUCUUUUACACUGAUAUAUAAGAGACGGUCGAUGGUUCUUUGACUAGAGAAGAGAUCUCUAUCACACACAUCCUUGUCUGUCCACAGGUAUGCGCACUGUUGGUAGGCCCCUCCUGUUAUCUCCAUAUUUAAAUUGAGGUCAGUUUCCAAUGAUUUCCCCAUUCUGCAGUUCAUGCUUCUGUUCACCUCCAGCCACCACACCCAAACCCUCAUGAACAUUCAUUUCACCCAUUUAUGUCAGUUAUUAUUUUCUUGACAUUAUCACUGUCACAUUAAUAAUCAACCAAAAUAUAUCACGUAUGACUAAUUACUUAUCAUUUUUGAUGGAUUACACAUUAUUAAUAUCAGGUCAUGCACAUAAAUCCCUUACAGAGUGCUACCAUGGACGACACAGCUGCCAUAUCAUACCUGUUAUUUGUACCUGCUUUAGUAUUUCAACACUAAAACACCACUUGUUAAACCCUUUAUUUAUUAAAAAAUGAAGGAUGGUCUAAGGAUAGAAAUAUAUUAAUUUUCCAAAACAAUUCAGAAGAAGUGUGUGGAAGUCCUCUUCUCUAGGCAGUGACCAUUUCAAAUAAUGUUUUGCGUAUGAAGUCUUAGUAAAGCACUGACACACUGUACAACACAUUUGUCUAUUUAAGGAAAGAAAGGCUGUAUAUUGGAUGGACUUGAGGUAGCGUCUUUACAUCUUCAUUGUAAAGUAAUGAGCCAUCCAUUCACCAAACAUAACCUGCUGAACCGAAGAGAAAUGACCACAGUUUGGCUCGACUGGUGGUGAAGGAGCCACAGAUUUGCUGCUUUACUGAGGAAAAAAUAGGGCAAGUGUUUUCAGUCACGUUCACCUGCUGUUUGAAGUUAAAGGACUUUAUUUGAAGGGCAUUGAGUGAAAGACCAUAAGCUGUGGUUUUAUGAAAAGGAUAGUGGCCUGUAGUCUGCCAACAAAAUGACCGUUAUGAGUUAAUUAGCUUAUGACUGAUUCACCACAUUGUCGUAGAAUUGUUCUCUUUCUCAGGACAAAACCGAGUCCAUCACUGCAUUAUACAUAUGAACAUUUGGAAACAAGCUGUGAGCCUGUUAAUUCAGUUUUCAAUCAAGGUCUUGCUCUGAUUUCAUGAAACUCACAUGACUUGCCUCUCAUCUGAACACCUCUUACCUCUGAGUGUGAGGUAUGCAACACGUUGCAGCUGAGGUCUACCUACAGCUCAGAAAAAGGGAAGCAUGUCUAAAUACCUGAAGUGUAUUCAAUUACACUGCAAGUUCAAACUUGAUCACUGGCUCUGACUGAGGAUAACACAUUACAUUCAUCACCUCUCCACUAAAUCUCAGUCUGAGAAAAUGCUAAAAUAAUGUUAUGGUUCUAUCUUUAUAUUAAACAAACUGGCUUCUCAGUGGUAAUGAUCAUUGAAUGCAAUCAGUGGAGAGACAGUAAUUAAGAGCAUUUGUUAGACGGUUUAAGUGGCAUGUUAAAGUAAUCCACUAUGGAUCCACUAAUGUGACCUUUUCUAUCACCUGAAAUUUUGUUCAUAAAGCGACUGUGCUAAACGUGCACUGUGAAACCUUCCUCAAAGACACUGACAUUGCAAUGAUUCUCAUCUCCCAGAAUAGGAUGGACUACGUUUAUUCAUUAAUUGACAUUUGGGGAAAAAAAAAAAAAAAGAAUCUGAGAAUGUGUAACUAUUGACGUCAUCUCCCAUCAGUGAUGUGGCAGUAUCAUGUUUGCAUCGAGCGUGGAUGAGGGUGGAUGUCACAACUCUUUUAAUUUGUUAUGUCAUGACCUGGUGUGCCGCCAAAGUUCAUGGAGCAGUGAUCAGGAUCAGAACGUAGUGAAAAGUUUUGUAACCCACUACACGACAAGAAUGGCCACAGAAAAAAAAAAAAUCUGAGCCCUAUUUUAUUCAACAUGAUCAAGACAGCUUUAUGGAAAUCAUCUACGUAAAGUAAUAUCACAUGGUCAGUGUCUAUGUGGAGUAAUGGUUGGAUAGAUUUCAAUCCUUUGUCAUGUGCUUCCAUAAUGUUCUCAAUUAACUAUUAAUUCUCAGUUGAAGAUUCAAAAAGGCAAUAAUCUGUAAAGGGAUCAAUGUUCCAGUGUUGAACUGUUGCAAGGGAUACUUUGACCCACUGAGCAGGUCUGAAAUCUUAAUGUUUAGCCACAUAUGUAGGCCAGGGUGGGGGGGGGUGGGGGUAUCCUUUCCAGCGUUGAUGUCACUUGGUCUGUUCAUGGGGGUGUGUUAAGGUGCACAUACGAAGCAGCAUGUUUAAUGAUUACACUACAUCUGCACACUGACUUGGAAUUGAAUGCCAUGCAUUGCCAUUGCGCAUUUGACACACACACACACACACUUCUUAGCACUGCCAGAAACCAGGACUUGUCCAUCUGCAGGUGCAUCCUGAUUUCCAAGUGUGCUGAUCUGUGUUAAUUUGUCUAAUAAUGGGGGUUUUGGUCAGAUAUGCCAAUAUUCGGUUUUUUGUAAAUGUAUUUCAGCUAUUUACAAUUUCUUUGACAGAAAGAAUGUCUAAGUGUGUGUGUGUGUGCGUGCGUGUGUGUGUGUGCGUGUGUGUGUGUGUGUGUGUGUGUGUGUGUGUGGUUUUUACCAAUCUUGUACUUCACUUUCUGAAAGAUUUUUGACUGUGAGCCACUUCACGUGUCCUCUGCCAGUUGGUCCAAACCAGAUCCAGAUAUCUGGUAUGAACCAGCGUAAUAUAACAGGCUGUUCCCUGACACACACUUGUGCCCCAUCGUAGACUGUUUCAUUGACCUCUUACAUGCUGUGCCCUCUUUCUGCAAUAACUGACCAAUGAUCUUCCCAGUGCGAGCGAUGAGACGACCAACGAGUGAGGUGGCAGCUUUCCACCCUUUUUGUUUUAUUUCACUACACUUCUGUGGCAAAUCUCAAAAAUAUGCUGGACGGUGAACAUUGUGACCAAAUGAUUUUUUACAAUUGAUUUAUGUUGUUUUACAUGUUGAUAUUGAGAAGAAUCUUAAAUAUGAGACAAAAUGUUUAUCGCAAUGAAUAUAUUUUAUGUGUUGGGAAUAGAUUUUGCACAUUCUUCCUGUCGCCUGUUGAUACCACCAAUAAGAAAAAUGCAUUGAUUUAUUUAUUCAGCUCUUAAAGAUCUUCAGCAACAUCUGCUCUUGCACAUUGUCAAACAUGAAGUCGGCCCCAUUGUAGUGCACUCAGUUUUGCCUGCUAUAUAAUAUAAAAUGUUAAUGUAUAUACAUAUGCCUUUAUGGACAUGUGAUUACACUGUGUUAUGUUCAGUGGAUUUGAAUGUGCUGUUCAAUAUUCUUUGAAGGGUUCUUGCUGAAUGAUUUGAUUGUAGUUGUGAUUUUUAAUUAAAUGGGGAACAAAUGCAAA